UGAAUCUGAAAUUCCCGUGUGCUGUCCUUCUGGAACACGGACGUGAGCAACUGUGCAGACUAAUUGCGGAAUUUGAACUGGUCCACAAACGUGCCGGGAAUUUGAAGUAUGUCUACGAGGGACUGGUAGCCGGAAAAAUGUACAAGGAACUGAUGGCGUUUCGCUCCGACUGGAAACGCUUUGAGCCGCAGCUGUACCGCGCUGUGAUGGAGGGCAAAGAUCUGCUGGAGCAGUUCAAAACGUUGAACGAAGAUACUGCGGAUGACGAAGAAAUCCAGACAAUGGCAUGGCUUGAUGACAUAAUUUUGGAAGAGUUUAGCCAGCACGAACGCAAGCAACUGUUACGAUUUAUCACCGGAUCGUACAUGGUACCUGCAACGCCAAAGAUUGAAGUUUCAUUCACAUUCGCACGGGACGGAAACCGACGUCCAACCGCUACGACCUGUACUAACAAGCUGACUCUUCCGAGCGGAUGCAUGAGCAAAGAGCAACUACUGGAAGGUUUGCGGGACUGUAUUGCGUCAGUGGAUAAUGAAAUGCAGGGCAUUUCCAGUUUAACUGAAUCGUACUGGUACAUGCCGAAGGUGCGGUCCGCCAAUGGCCGGCUACCAUUUCCCGAUGCACCGGAGGAUUUCUUCUACCAUCUCUCACCGCAUACGAAGAAAGAACGCCGCAAAGCCAUCACCACCGCCGAACUGAAGAAGGCAGGUCGUGCCCAGCGGUUAAUGUUCACCUUCCUGCCCAACCCCGGCCGGCUGCAUCACUUCCUCUCCAUCGUCCCGACACAGGCGGUGAAUGACGACGUGGUGGUGAUGCCUUGA
Molecule: messenger RNA, 821 nt
Organism: Paramacrobiotus metropolitanus
Lineage: Eukaryota; Metazoa; Tardigrada; Eutardigrada; Parachela; Macrobiotidae
Exons: 5
Coding region: 138-821 (227 amino acids)
Molecular function (GO): ubiquitin-protein transferase activity
Source: RefSeq, a predicted model, not a curated record